UAUUUGAUAUAAUGUAAUAAAUUGGCCUACGUUUCCGUCUGGGGAGGGGAAGGUGGUGCUGCGCUACUCAAUUUACUCACUGUCCAGUGUCUACAAUGCAUCUCGGUGCUCCACACCUCUUCUUCUUAUAAACACCCUACCCUCUCUCUCUCUCUCUCUCUCUCUCUCUCUCUCUCUCACUUAUAUUCCAAGCCCGUUUCGUUUUGAGGGUCUUGAUCUUUAUGUCAUCGCCGGAAAGUUUCGUUUCCCAUCCUCUUUUGGCUCCGAUCGUGUCCUGCAUUGCCCGACCUACCUCAAAUCAGAUCUUUUGCAUUUUUAGUACUGCUUACGGCCCUGAGUCGGUGUGUUAUUCGGCUAUUGUGAUCCAUGGUGUCAUGUUAUGAUUGCUUUUUCGUUGAAUGCUUUUUUGAUUGACUGAGAUGAACCCACUUUGCUGCAUUGCUCCGGUUUCCAUCGAUCGGGACCCGGCUAAUCCGAUCCUUGAGAAGUCUCCGGUUCAGUGCCAGUUAGGGCUCGGCGCGUCGAUUACAUCGGUGUACUACCCGAAAACCGGUCUCUCGGCUCAGGUUUCGUCGACUGGGACUGACUCUGACAAAGUUUCGGCAGCAGCGAACCAGGAUUUUGAAGAUGCAGUCGUCGAAGCGAGGGACUCGAAAGCGUAUGGGGGCGUGAGUGGCAGCGUGGCCGGGAUUCUGUACAAGUGGGUGAACUACGGGAGGGGAUGGAGGUCGAGGUGGUUCGUGCUCGAAGACGGUGUGAUCUCGUACUAUAAGAUUCACGGCCCGGACAAGAUUCUAAUGAACCCGGCAAGAGAGAAAGGCGGUAGGGUGAUCGGCGACGACUCUCUGAGGUAUAUGAGGAAGGCUAAUUGGAGUAGCAAUCGGCUCGGUUCGUCGGCCAAGCAGUGCAAGCCUUUUGGCGAAGUGCAUUUGAAGGUUUCUUCAAUCCGUGCAAGCAAAUCAGACGAUAAAAGGCUUUCCAUUUUUACAGGAACAAAAACACUUCAUUUGUGGUGUGUAUCUACGGAGAACAGAUCUGCAUGGAUUGAGGCACUACUGGCUGCUAAAGAUCUAUUUCCUAGAGUGUUGACUGGCAAUGAUUUUGCCUCUACUGAAGAUGUAGUUGUUUCAACAGAGAAACUCCGUUUACGAAUGCUGCAGGAAGGCAUUGGCGAAUCAGUCAUCAAAGAUUGCGAAUCAAUCAUGCUAUUAGAACUCUCUGAGUUGACAAGCCAGUUCAAGGCUCUUCAACAUAAACAUGUAAUGUUGUUGGACUCAUUGAGACAACUGGAGACUGAUAAAAUAGAGCUGGAAACAAAAGUAGUGGAUGAAACAAAGGAACGUGAGUCAUACUGCGAACAAGGGAAUAGGCGAUUUAGUGAUUUCUAUUCUGUCAUGUCAGAGGGCAGUGCAACAGACUCUUGUGCUGAUAAUGAGAGUCAAGAUGGUGUAGAUGUUGAAAUGGAUGAAGAUGAUGGAACAUAUUUUGAUACAAAUGAUUUUUUAUCUUCAGACGCUUUAAGAAGUGCUUCGUAUAGGAGUAGGGAAACACUUGGAAAUGCUUGUAUGUUCAAUAGAGAUUCUUUUUCUUCUGAACAUUUGUGUGGAAUUGAGAAGGUGAUCAGGGUAGUUGAAUAUCCUUAUGUCAACAGAAGGAAAAAUUUGCCAGAACCAAAGGAGAAAGAGAAGCCUGUCGGCUUGUGGUCGAUUAUUAAGGAUAAUAUUGGAAAGGACCUUUCUGGAGUUUGUCUUCCUGUAUAUUUUAAUGAACCGCUGUCUUCAUUGCAAAAGUGCUUUGAAGAUCUGGAGUAUUCUUACUUGGUUGAUCGAGCACUGGAAUGGGGAAAGCAGGGAAAUGACUUGAUGAGAAUUUUAAACAUUGCGGCUUUUGCCAUCUCUGGUUAUGCAUCUACAGAAGGUCGGCAGUGCAAACCCUUCAAUCCUCUCCUUGGGGAGACAUAUGAGGCUGAUUAUCCAGAUAAAGGGCUUCGUUUUUUCUCCGAGAAAGUUAGUCACCACCCAAUGAUUGUUGCUUGUCAUUGUGAGGGAAGAGGAUGGAAAUUCUGGGCUGAUUCCAAUCUCCAAGGCAAGUUUUGGGGGCGCUCUAUUCAGCUUGAUCCUGUAGGUAUCCUUACUCUGCAGUUUGAGGAUGGUGAGACAUUUCAGUGGAGCAAGGUUACCACUUCUAUAUACAAUAUCAUACUAGGUAAAAUCUAUUUUGACCAUUAUGGAACCAUGCGCAUUAAGGGAAGUGGCAAUUACUCCUGCAAGCUGAAGUUCAAGGAGCAGUCCAUCAUCGACCGAAAUCCCCAUCAGGUCCAUGGAUUUGUGCAUGACAAUAGAACUGGCGAGAAGGUAGCUAUGUUGGUAGGGAAGUGGGAUGGGGCGAUGUAUUAUGUGCUGGGAGAUCCAUUUACAAAGCCUAAGGGUUAUGAUCCAAUGACAGAAGCUGUACUCCUGUGGGAAAGAGAUAAAUAUGUUACUAAGACAAGAUACAAUCUCUCUCCUUUUGCAAUAUCCUUAAAUGAACUGACACCUGGAUUAUUGGAGAAAUUGCCUCCAACUGAUUCGAGGCUGAGGCCAGAUCAAAGACACGUAGAGAAUGGAGACUAUGAAUUGGCAAAUACCGAGAAGCUAAGACUUGAACAGUUACAGAGACAGGCAAGGAAGUUGCAGGAGACAGGCUGGCAGCCAAGAUGGUUUCAGAAGGAUGAGGAUGGUUGCUACCGUUAUAUGGGUGGAUACUGGGAAGCAAAAGAAAAAAAGAACUGGGAUGGAAUUCCUGAUAUAUUUGGCCAGUGUAAUGAUUGCCAUUCUUGCUCUGGAGAAGAGUGAGUUUUACUGUGCACUAAAUUAUUUUAUUUCCCUCCCCCAUUUUCUUAUCUUCCCCCUUUUCCUUCAUCUGAACGUGAGUUUAGAAUAGGUACUGCCAAGUUAUAAAGAAGUUCCUCAAAAGUGUAAUGCUAGUUUGUUAGGUUUUUUGCGAUCUACACCCUUUCUGUUGGUUCACCUAUCAAGGGCAGUAUUUAUGGGAGUGCACUCUUUUCCUUGCAGUUUUUCUAAUGGGAACUUGUAGAGACCUCACUAGUCAUCUAAGUAGUUAAAAUCAAUGUUUUUAUUUCCGCUCCGUUCCAGCCGGAAUGACCGAAUUUUGCCGUUCCAGCACGGCUUAGGUAGUUGUUCCGUACCAGCUAAAAUUGUAGCCAUCGGCCUGUUCCGAUCCAUUCGGGACGAAUUCUGGUAUUCCGGCCAGAAUGAAACAUCUACAUAUGGCAUUAUCGUAAAUGCUUUGAAUAGUAAGGGGCAAGUUUGUAAUUCCCCACCAUUUACUUCUUCCCCUUCCCUUUAGAUGAGAACUGAGAUCCCUAGUUCCAGUCUUCUGUUUUGGCAUUUUGCUCUCUGUCUCCACUCUCUACACUCUGACAACCGACACCGAAGCCACCUCCACACUCCAUGCCGUUGCAGACUCGCAGCUCGAGCCUCGUGUUCCAUGCCAUUGCAGCUACUGUUGCUCUGUUGAAGCUCUGUUCGCUCGUGUUGAUCGAUCAGCUCUGUCUCAGCUUGUGUUCCUCUGCUGUAGGUCGAUGUCCACCUCCACACUCCACCACUCACUCCAGACCGCUAGUAUAAACCCACUCCACACCCAUUUUGACCGGUUAUUGCUCGAUUUGAGCUGCGACAGAGCAAAGCUGUAAAACUUUUGCAGCUUAUUUCUCUGCUUUGAUAUCAUAUGUGAGUUGAUGUUAAAUAAUAGGACAUAGGAGCAGGAAACGGACAAGAACUUGCUCAGUUCGUUGAAGUUUCAUGGUUGAUUUGUGAGUGGAGGCAUUGGUUUGCUUACUAAAGUCGGUUGGAUUUGGUGAACCAUUUUCUGGAAUCUGAUUCUUUUUUGUGGGUUGCUUGCAUAUGUUUAGCGCACCGAACAACUGAGGGCCCUUCUUUACUAUGUUGUCUCUUUUAUCUAAUUUGUUGUCUUGCCUCAGAAUAUUAUUGUUUGAUAACUGAUCGUCCAAAUCAAAGGAUGUGUCUAUAUUUUAUAUUUGUAUGGAAUCGGUGUGAAUUUAGGAGGCUGUGUUGUAUACGAUAAUUGAGUUUGUGAAGGUGGGAAAAUAGUGUGAUCGGGACUUUGGAUAUGUAUGGUAUUAUGAGUUUUUCAGAUACAUAUGUUUUUAAGAUUGUAUUGAGAAGUAUUAUUAAGUUUUUCAUGUAUGUAUGUUUUUAAGAUUUGUAUUGA
This is a messenger RNA of Carya illinoinensis, 4233 nucleotides long. RefSeq names its product oxysterol-binding protein-related protein 1D. Bases 420 to 2834 code for a protein of 804 amino acids. NCBI's taxonomy places the organism in Eukaryota, Viridiplantae, Streptophyta, Magnoliopsida, Fagales, Juglandaceae. The transcript is spliced from 8 exons. Gene Ontology annotation, cellular component: cytosol; membrane; intracellular membrane-bounded organelle. The record is from RefSeq and is a predicted model, not a curated record. Gene Ontology annotation, molecular function: sterol binding.